CGCUCGGCUGGCGAAGGCAGAGCGCCGGGCUGCAUGCGAGAGCCAGCCGCGCAGGGGCCCAUAGCCGCCGAGGAGGGGACGCCAUGUGCCGGCCAGCUCUGACCAGGCUGCUGCUCUUCCACCUGCUGCUCAUCAAGCUGCACAUCGCCAAAGGCUCCGCCAAGGAGUGCGAAGAGGACCAGUUCCAGUGCCGGAAUGAACGGUGCAUCCCUUCCAUUUGGAAAUGCGACGAGGAUGACGAUUGCUCAGAUAAUAGUGACGAGGCAGAUUGCCCCAAGAAGACCUGUGCAGAAAGUGAUUUCACUUGUAACAACGGCCACUGCAUUCCUUCCAGGUGGAAAUGUGAUGGUGAAGAGGAAUGCCCAGAUGGGUCUGAUGAAUCUGAAGCCUCAUGCACCAAACAAGUAUGCUUAGCUGAAAAAAUUAGCUGUGGAGACUCCAGCAACAAAUGCAUCCCAUCUUCAUGGAGGUGUGAUGGAGAAAAAGACUGUGAAAGUGGAAUUGAUGAGGCUGGGUGCACUAAUGUCUGUUCCCCUACUGAGUUCCAGUGCAGCAACAAGACCUGCAUAGCUACAAUUUUUGUCUGUGAUGGCGACGAUGAUUGUGGUGAUGGCAGUGAUGAGAGAAAGUGCCCGCCCCUCACCUGCAACCCCAAUGAGUUCCAGUGCAAUAACAGCCUGUGCAUCCCAGAGAUCUGGGUCUGUGACAAUCAGCCUGAUUGUGAGGACCAUUCCGAUGAGUCAACGGAGAAGUGUGGCUACAAAGCCAAGCCGCAAGCCAUGAGCACCUGUGCAGCUCACGAGUUCCGGUGCGGCAAUGGAGAAUGCAUCCAUCUGAACUGGAAGUGUGACGGAGAUGAGGACUGCAAAGACAAGUCGGACGAGCAAGAUUGUCCUCUGGUGACCUGCAGCCCUGAUGAGUUCCAGUGUGGCGAUGGGACUUGCAUCCAUGGAGCCAAACAGUGCAACAAAGUACAUGACUGCCCUGACAACAGUGAUGAGGCUGGCUGCGUUAACGGGGUGAAUGAAUGUGCACUCAACAAUGGCGGCUGCUCCCACAUAUGCAGAGAUUUGAAGAUUGGCUAUGAGUGUGAGUGUCCUCCUGGAUACAAGCUUCUCGACAAGAAAACAUGUGGAGACAUAGAUGAAUGUGAGAAUCCUGACGCUUGUAGCCAGAUCUGCAUCAACUACAAGGGAGACUAUAAAUGUGAAUGCUAUGAGGGUUACGAGAUGGACACUCUGUCCAAAAACUGCAAAGCUGUAGGGAAGAGCCCGUACUUGGUUUUCACAAACCGCCAUGAAGUACGCAAGAUAGACUUGGUGAAAAGGGACUACUCUCGCAUCAUCCCCAUGCUGAAGAAUGUGGUUGCUUUGGAUGUGGAGGUGGCAACAAACAGGAUAUACUGGUGUGAUUUAUUCUACAGGAAAAUAUACAGUGCCUACAUAGACAAAGCCAGCGACACAGCUGAGCAAAUGGUCCUAAUUGAUAGCCACUUGAACUCUCCUGAAGGCCUGGCAAUGGAUUGGGUUCACAAGAACAUCUACUGGACAGAUUCAGGAAACAAGACCAUUUCUGUCGCCACAGCUGAUGGGAGUAAGAGGAGGACACUUUUCAAUACUAACUUAAGUGAGCCCAGAGCCAUUGUGGUGGAUCCAACACGGGGAUUCAUGUAUUGGUCUGACUGGGGUGACAUAGCAAAAAUUGAGAAGUCUGGCUUGAACGGUGUAGAUCGGCAAGUGCUUGUGAUGGACAACAUUGAAUGGCCCAACGGCAUCACACUAGAUUUGUUAAAUCAGCGCCUCUACUGGGUAGACUCCAAGUUGCACUUGCUUUCAAGCGUAGAUUUCAAUGGCAGCAACAGGAAAGUUCUCAUCUCUUCUGUGGAUGACCUCAGCCAUCCGUUUGGAUUAGCAGUCUUUGAGGAUAGGGUAUUCUGGACUGAUCUGGAGAAUGAAGCAAUCUUCAGUGCCAAUAGGCUGAAUGGUCUGGACAUCUCCAUUUUAGCAGAGAACCUCAAUAACCCUCAUGAUAUUGUAGUCUUUCAUGAGCUAAAGCAACCUAAAGCUCCAGACGCUUGUGAGCUCAGUUCUCUACCAAAUGGAGGUUGUGAAUACCUAUGUCUUCCUGCACCCCAAAUCUCUUCACAUUCUCCCAAGUAUACCUGUGUUUGUCCUGACAAUAUGUGGUUGGGUCCCGACAUGAAAAAGUGCUAUAAAGAUGCUAACAGUGGGCAAGGUUUUGGAUCAACUGUGAUGGCCGCCAUUAUUGGAAUUGUGGUUCCUGUUGUGGUGAUUGGUUUGUUGUGCAUGGGAGGGUAUCUCAUCUGGAGGAACUGGAAACGGAAAAACACGAAAAGCAUGAACUUUGAUAAUCCUGUGUACAGGAAAACUACAGAAGAGGAAGAUGAAGAUGAAAUCCAUAUUGGGAGAACAGCACAGAUUGGGCAUGUGUAUCCAGCACGUGUCGCAUUAAGCCUAGAAGACGAUGGGUUACCAUGAGGACCGCACCUGCACCAACCCCACAGCCGGUGGAUUGAUAGAUAUGCACUGAACAUGCCUGCUGUGGAUCACGGAGUCCACUUUCUUUUAUCUCCUUCUCUCCUUUAAUGGUUUAUUUAUGUUGCAGAAGGGUAACCACAAAGUAAUAAUGAACUGCAAACAUCCAAAGGAUGUGAGAGUUUUGUAUGUAUAAUCUUUUAUACACCUUUUAAGCUUCUUGCACUAUCUAUCCAUAAUGGCGAGGAGGGCUGCUCUACUGUGGGGCUACUAACUCGGUGUAUAGAACCAGCCAGACCCAAGGGUCGGUAGCAUACGUGUCAUUUUUAAAAGCUAUAUUUAUAGAAAUUUUGUAAAUGUGUCAGACAUACUUUGUGGCUAUCCAUCAACAUAAGAAAAAAAAAGAAGAAGAAAGAGGUCUAUACAAGCCGUUUAGGAUAUUUAUUAACAAAUUCUGGAUAUAAGUUUUGUUCUGUACAUACACUUAGAGGAUGAGAGUAUUUAUUUUUUGUAUGCCUGGCUCGCUGUGCAUAGAUUAUCUGUGUAUAUAUCUAUCUACACUGGAUAGGUAUAUAGACAUACGCAUAUAUAAAUAAGUAUAUAUAUAUAAAUAUAUAUAUAUAUGAAUAUGGAUAUAUUUUAGAAAGACUAGCCCAGCUUUAUGGGAAAUAGGGUAAUUAAAUUCUUAAGGGAUGUUUUGUGGAAGAUUUUGCUUUGAAAUCUAAAGCCUCUGAGUAAGGAUUACAGCUGUUACAGUAGGAUAGUCUAUGACUGUCAAAGAAACAAAUGUGCCCCCAUAAUGAACAAACCAAAUUCUGUCCUGGUAGAUGAACCAGCUCAUGGCUUAGACGUCUUUGCACAAUUGUUGCACUCCAGGAAAUUCUCAUAGGCACAGGAAUUCUCACUCACACACGUGAUGAACCUCCCAAAUACGAUUCCCCAUUCGUUGUAAAUGGAGGGAACAGUUUUGCACAGAAAGGGCUGUGUCCUCUCUCCGCUGAAGUGAAUGGGGAAGACCAGAAACUCAGCGCAGACAUCGAGGGCAAUGCCUGCAAUCCCAAACCAUUAAUCUGGCAGGUUUAGACAUACAUUAGCAAGUUUAGGGUGCCAGUCUUAGCAUCUAUUCAAAGAAGUCUCGUUAAGUUUAGCGGAAUAUACUUCAAAGUUUGCAUGUUUAGGAUUACGCUUAAUGGGGGUGAGUUGGGUUGCUCUGCCCCAUGGAUUAUUCUCAGUUUUGAUUUGGUUAUACCUUCCACCCCCUUU
Lacerta agilis (Sand lizard) is the source of this 3758-nucleotide messenger RNA. It is a transcript of the gene LRP8, whose product is annotated as LDL receptor related protein 8. The transcript has 17 exons. Gene Ontology annotation, molecular function: protein binding; calcium ion binding. Bases 84 to 2498 code for a protein of 804 amino acids. NCBI's taxonomy places the organism in Eukaryota, Metazoa, Chordata, Lepidosauria, Squamata, Lacertidae. The record is from RefSeq and is a predicted model, not a curated record.